Messenger RNA from Apodemus sylvaticus (European woodmouse), 2816 nucleotides. It is a transcript of the gene Pot1, whose product is annotated as protection of telomeres 1. Gene Ontology annotation, biological process: telomere capping; regulation of telomere maintenance via telomerase. Gene Ontology annotation, cellular component: chromosome, telomeric region; nuclear telomere cap complex. The record is from RefSeq and is a predicted model, not a curated record. Bases 291 to 2210 code for a protein of 639 amino acids. Lineage: Eukaryota; Metazoa; Chordata; Mammalia; Rodentia; Muridae. Gene Ontology annotation, molecular function: telomerase inhibitor activity; G-rich strand telomeric DNA binding. The transcript is spliced from 18 exons.
GGCGUCUAUGCGCGCGCAUGACGUCACGGACGCGUCAGUCCCAACAUUAGUUGUCCGCGGAUUUUGCUGGAAAAGCGCAGUUGCUUCUUGAUGCCUUGUGGAAGUAAAACAGCUGUUUUGAAGGUUAUACUUUAAGCCUACAGUAUUUCUACAGAGCAGUUCGAAGACUUAAGAAGCUGGCAUCUGAUGUCGGGAAAGUAUAGCAGCAGCAGCAGCAGCAAGGUCUGAUGCGCUCAUCAGCAAGAGCGAAAGGUUUAUGAUAGAUCUAUGAGAGGAUUUUUCAUCAAACAAUGUCUUUGGUUCCUGUAACUCCCUAUACAUAUACACCCCUGAAUCUACUUAAGGAAGGUGCAAUUGCCAAUGUCUAUGGUGUUGUGAAAUUUUUUAAGCCUCCAUAUGUUAGCAAAGGAACUGAUUAUUGCUCAGUUGUAACAAUUGUGGACCAGACAAAUGUGAAGUUAACAUGUAUGCUCUUUAGUGGAAACUAUGAAGCCCUUCCCAUCAUUUAUAAAGUUGGAGACAUUGUUCGCUUCCACAGGCUGAAGAUCCAAGUAUAUAAAAAUGAGCUUCAGGGAAUCAACAGCUCUGGUUUUGCAUCUUUGACAUUUGAAGGAACUUUAGGGACUCCUGUUACAGCACGUACUUCAAGCAAAGUCUUUAGCUUCACUUCUCAGGACCAAAAGAUGGUAGAAGCUUUGCGGGUGUGGGCAUCCACGCACAUUUCAGCUUCUUCAUCUCUAGUGCAGCUGUGCGAUGUUCAGCCCAUGCAGUAUUAUGACCUGACCUGCCAGCUCCUGGGCAAAGCAGAAGUGGACGCAACAGCAUUUCUUCUAAAGGUGUGGGACGGAACCAGGACUGUGUUUCCUUCUUGGAGAAUCUCCACACAAGAUCUUACUUUUGAAGGUGACUUGAGUCACAUUCUGCGGCUACAGAAUCUGGUAAUAGACAUUCUAGUCUACGAUAACCAUGUUCAAGUGGCAAAAUCCAUCAAGGUUGGAAGCUUUCUUAGAAUCUAUAGCCUCCAUACAAAACUUCAGUCUGUUAAUUCAGAAACCAGCAGUUCAUUAUUAAGGCUGGAGUUUCAUCUUCAUGGAGGGACCAGUUAUGGUCGAGGCAUUAGGGUUUUGCCAGAUACAAGCUCUUGUGUGGAUCAGCUGAAAAAAGAUUUAGAAUGUGCAGAUUUGGCAGUCACUCAGCCCUCAAAUGGUAUCUGUCAAUCAAACAAUGAGGACAGCUUUGCACUUUCAAGCUCUGGAUCAGGCUCAGUAUCACUGUAUGAGGAAGAACGAUGCCAACAAGUCUCUGCUACAAUUCUUACCAAUCACCAAUAUUUAGAGAAAACACCAUUGUGUGCCAUUUUGAAGCAAAAAGCUCCUCAACAGUAUCGAGUCCGUGCCAAACUGAGAUCAUAUUUACCCAGAAGACUCUUCCAGUCUGUCAAACUUCUCUGUCCUAAAUGUCAUUCAUUGCAAGAAGUUCCACAUGAGGACAAUUUGGAUAAAAUUUUGCAAGAUGCUGCAACUGAAGCUCCAAACAUCAAGCUGCAAGCUACAUCAUUAUAUGAUUCAAAAGUCUGGACCACUGAGGGCCAGGGAGGACGGCAGGUCGCUGUUCACUUUGUGAAAAAUGAUGACAUUCUCCCCCCCUCAAGUGAAUGUCUAAUUUUGAUAGAAGGAGGAAGGCUCUGUGAAGUCUCUAAACUGUCCAGCAAGUUCCACAGUGUGAUCCCUGUGAGGUCCAGCCCUGAGGACCUGGAGCUGCUCGACCUUGCAGCCCCGUUCCUCAUACAGGGAAAGGUGCAUCACUAUGGAUGUAAACAGUGUUCAAGCUUGAAACCUAUACAAAACCUAAAUUCCAUUCUUAAUAAAGGACCAUGGAUUUCUUCCUUGGUGGCAGAAGUCCUGGGCAUUGUACCGCUGCAGUAUGUGUUUGUCAUGACUUUCACUCUGGAUGACGGAACCGGAGUGUUGGACACUUACCUCAAGGAUUCUGAGAACUUUUUCAAGAUCCCAGCAUCUGAAGUCCUCACUGAUGACAACCUUCAGAGAAGCCUGGAAAUGAUCAUGGAUACAAUAUGUCCCCCAGGAAUAAAAGUUGAUACAUACCCAUGGCUAGAAUGCCUCAUCAAGUCCUACAAUGUCACCGUUGGAACAGAACAACGAAUUUGCUACCAGAUUUCUGAUACCACGGUUGCAGAAGAUGUUGUCUAGUGCUGCAGCUCAGUGCAGUAUGUAUGGGAUUUUACAGUUUUAGAAAAGGUCAUGACUCUCUGAGAUUCCAAGAAGACCCUUUGCUAUUAUGAAAAAGUAUUAUAUCCUUUUUCACUAUAGUUUAGCUAUUGUGUACAGAAAAAUACUUUAUUGUUAUUAAUGCUGUCUUGUGAACAUGUCAGAAGUCCCUUGUUGCUCAUCAUCUUCCAGGAGGUACAAAGUGAGGCGGCUCAGGUUGGGGGAUCCAAGUUUUCUUGGCUCCCGUUUAUAAAACAUUGGGAGCUUAUUUUCCUUCUAUGCUGUUGAUGUUUUUGUACAGAAGAAUCUGCUUAGCAACUUCUGAACAAAUUCUCCCUCCAUCCACACAUACUUAUCCGGUUAACUGAGUGCUGGUUGAACAAAUGCUUGUCUCGGUGAGCCUGGCUGUACUAAAAGGAGGAUUUGCUUUCAGAAGACAUGGCGGAAUGUUUGACUUGGGGGCUCUUGUUGCCCAUUUUAGAAGGAAUGUGUCUCUGAACCAAAUAGUAUGUUUGACUUUUGACUUUUCUCUGGAAUACUAGAAGUUAUUUCAUUGCAUACCUGCUAAUAAAGUGAUGGGAUUUAUGA